AUCGGCAGAGUCCACCGUAUCACGGACAAAGGCGACGUACGCGUGCAAUUCGAGGGAUGCAACAACAGAUGGACCUUUCAUCCCGGAGCACUCGUGAACGCCACGAGCAAGGACACGUUUUCUCUAGGCGACAUAGUCAGAGUGAAAACCGAUCUGUCCGCGGUUAAACUCUACCAACGUGGCCACGGCGAGUGGAUAGACGUUAUGAAAAAUGCUUUAGGAAAGACUGGGAAAGUGAUAAAGAUAUAUUCAGACGGAGACUUGAGGGUCGCUCUAGACGGUCACACGUGGACCUUCAAUCCUCUGAGUGUCACUCUCGUUCCUCCAGGGACAGAAAUUGCUUCUCUGCAGGAUGAGUCCAGGAGCAGAGACUGGGCAGCCGACAGUGUAGAUACAGAAGUGGAGAAACUGUUGAGAGACGCAGCGAGGGGAGAGGCUGGGGUAUCCGCGGUCCAAGAGUUUCUGAAGAAGUAUCCAGGAAGAGUAGAUGCCAGAGCUGGCGGUCCCGGAAGUGGCAAGAAAACGUGUCUGCAAGUCGCGGCGCAUCAAGGUCAACGUGACCUUUGCACUCUUCUUCUAGACGCUGGUGCAUCCCUGCGAGCGGUAGACGAGGACGGAGACACUCCUCUGCACUAUGCUGCAUUUGGGUUCGUUGCGUUGGAGUUGAACCAACUUUUAAGAAAAACUUUUGUUGCUAAACAUAUCAACGCGUUUGUUUACAACUAGACUGCGGAUUUUCGUGCAUGUGUAGGAAAUUUUAACGUGCAAGGAACUGCAACAUUCACACAGUAUGCAAUAAUAUAGAAAAUAUUGGAUAAGUUGAAUUAUAAAGUUUGAAUUAUAAUAUUUGUAGAGUAAGUGAAUUUGUAUAUUACAGGGUGAGUCACCUAGGAUUUGUAUCUAAAAUAUCUCCGUUGCUUUUAAUGGUAUGGAAAAAUUGUUCCGACAGAAACUCUUCAGUUUCCAGGGGACAAUAUCACCGUGUGCACGAAAAAUAUCUCAAGGUCAUAGUUUUAAAAAUUUCAAGGUCAUCAGUAUUUUUUUUAAUGGAACGGGGUAUUUUCGAUAUUGUAGUCUUGUAGCUGAUGAAAAGACAAAUU
Molecule: messenger RNA, 1100 nt
Organism: Hylaeus volcanicus
Lineage: Eukaryota; Metazoa; Arthropoda; Insecta; Hymenoptera; Colletidae
Product: E3 ubiquitin-protein ligase MIB2-like
Exons: 3
Biological process (GO): protein ubiquitination
Cellular component (GO): cytoplasm
Molecular function (GO): ubiquitin-protein transferase activity; protein binding
Source: RefSeq, a predicted model, not a curated record